UAUAUGGCUGGCUGCACCUGGCCAGCCAUCUGCCAGAGCCUCCUUCUGCAGGACAGAAUCCAGGCGGGACCCAGAAGGCUCGAGGCUGUGUGACCCUACACUCAGGAGAAGUUGGCUCCAGCACCAUGAGAGGGGUCUUCACGGUGGUGGUCACUACAGCACUGGCCAUUGCAGCUGUAGAGUCCCUCAGCUGCACUCAGUGUAAUUCACUUACAAACUCCUGUAUCAACGCCAGUGCCUCCGAAUGUCCUUCGGAUGCCAGCAACAGCUGUGUCAGUUCCUCGGCCAACUCCUCUCUAGGAGGAAAAAUCAGAAUGCAGCAGGAAAUGUUCUGCUCAGCAGCCGACUGCAGCGGGGAGACAGACUUGCUCCUAGCCUUCUCUGUCCACGUGUCUGAUGGAGAACGCUUCAAUUUCGCGAGCCAGUGCUGCCAAGAAAAGGCCUGUGAUGUCGCCUACAGUACCCUGGAUUCUCCGCCAGAAGAUCUUUCCAGCACGGAGUGCCCUGCUUGCCAUGGCCCUAAUGCCACAUCCUGUAUCCCGAAACCCCGGAAAUGUUAUAAAGAAGAACAGUGUGUCUCUCUCAUUGCCCAGAAUCAUGAUGCCACUGAGAUGCUGGUGCUGCAAGGCUGCUCCAACAUCAGCAACUCCAUCUGCCAGCUCCUGUCUGCUGGAAACCAGAGGAUUGGGAUAUUCGCCUUCCAAAAGGUUGAAUGUAGAGACCCCUCCGAUCAGAGCGCUGACUUCAGCAUAGACUCCCGCGCCUCCGAUCCGAGCGCUGACUUCAGCAUAGACUCCCGCGCCUCCGAUCCGAGCGCUGAC
Heterocephalus glaber (naked mole-rat) is the source of this 821-nucleotide messenger RNA. It is a transcript of the gene Lypd8, whose product is annotated as LY6/PLAUR domain containing 8. Lineage: Eukaryota; Metazoa; Chordata; Mammalia; Rodentia; Bathyergidae. The record is from RefSeq and is a predicted model, not a curated record. Gene Ontology annotation, biological process: defense response to Gram-negative bacterium.